CACGAACUAUAGUCUAGGGACUAUAUAGGAUGCUUAUUACUUCACGUCUUCACUAGUUCCGAGUUCGCUGUAUGCUGCUGCUGUGUGUUGAGUAUUGAGUUUACUGUUCAAUCAGAAUCAAGAUGUAACUCUCAUUACUUAGAAUAAAUUACAUGGCAUAUUUCUCUAUUAUAAUUUCGUUUUCUGUAGGUCUGUACUGUUUUUUAUUCUUUAGGAUAUAGGCAUUCGGCAUUUCAGUAUUACAUCUUAUUAAUUACUCUCUAAAAUAUGGAACAAUUGAUCUUAAAUGAUAGAUGCUUUACAAGUAAAAUAUCAAUAUGAUCUACUUGAUUAUAUUAUUGUAUAAUUUUUAUUUUUAUUAGAUCAUAAUAGUAUUGUUAUUUGUAUCCAAUGUUUGAAUGAAGUGAAUAAAAAACUGUAUAGACAAUUAUUUUAGUCUAAAAAUUUGGUGUAUGUGUUAUUAUUUUUGAUGAUAUAUAAUGUACUUAGCCAAGCUUUAAUAAUCAGACUAUAAAACAAUACACUAAUAAAUAUGCAUCGAUUUCAAAAAGACUUUAGUGCUAUUAUUUUGGAUGAAAUAGCUCUUGAAGGUUUAGAUGGAAUUACUAUUGAAGCUUUGUGCAAGAGAUUAUCAAACAAUUGUAAUUGGCCCUUAAAACCAGUUGAUGAUUCAAUUAAAAAGAUUAUUUGGUCGUUUGUAAUUUGUCUGAAGAAUGUAGAUUUUUAUAGACUUGAUAAACCUAGAGAUCCUUUGAUAAUAUUUAAUCGAUAUGAAUAUAUUCAUAGUGAAUUUGGUUCAAUUUAUGAGCCGGAUAAUGUACCACAAGAUAUUUAUCCAAAUUUUCCUGUUGAAGAUGGUACAAUUAUGGGAUCGUGUAAAGAAUAUUUUACAAGAUUCAAUCUAGCAUCAUUCCCGAGGAAAAUAUCAGUUGAAGAAGCAGAAAAACGAUGGGGUAGGUGUUUGGUUAUAGUGGCCAAUCAAGAAGUACGCACAAAAGCUUUAAUUCCAGAAGAUAAACAGUGUACCUUAAAUAUAUCAGUUCGUUAUUAUUUAGUAUUAGAGAGAAUUGGACGCUCACGUUAUUUAGGAGAAGCAUCCUAUGGUACUCAUUCAUUAAGAGCUAUUUUUCCUGAUUCUAAAGCAUUAUCUUAUAUACGAAACCGAUUAACUGAUGAUGGUUUGAUAAAAAAUCAGGCACUUGCUUUUUCUGGAAGCAGUACACAAGUAGCUAAUCGUAUUGUUAUUUCAAGUUUGAAUCGAUUUUUUGUUAAACGACAAUCUAUGAUUGAUGCAAUGGUUUCAAGAAUUGUAGAGUAUUUGAAAUCACAACCUAAUUCAUUGGCAUCAUAUGAUCAAGUAAAAUCUGAAUGCAAUAUUAGUUUAUCUAAAACAUUUAAACAACCUCAGAUCAAAAAAAUAUGUGAUACCAACUUAAUGCUCAAGUAUCGUGAGUUAUAUCCAAAUGCUACUGAAAGUGAAUAUUUGUAUAAGAAAGAACCUAAAAAUGAAAAGGUUAUUAGAUGUAUUAAAUUAAAGAAUAGUGUAGAAACAGAACAUGAAAACAAAACUGCUGUUGAAGGACGUGAGUUUAAACAAGAUUGUACAUUUGAACGCCAGAUUCUUAGAUGGAUUGAAAAACAUGGUGACUUAGGCGUAACACUUUCUGACAUAUCUCGUGCUUUUAGAUUUACUACUGAUGGUAAUUUAGAAGGGGUUUUGAAGAAGCUUACUAAUUUAAAUUAUUUAACUAAAAGUUAUUGUGAUCGAGGUAGAACAAAAGUUUUUAGUUAUAUUGCUAAUACUUAUAAAUCGAUAUAUGUGGAUGAUAAUGUUGAAAUAGAAAAUUUACUUGUAACAAAAACUCAAGAACCAAAGUCAGAAAAUGUAAUAAAUGAUUUUUUGAUCAAUACUUCUGAAGAUAACACAAGAAAUAUAUCUUUUAAUACAGCACAUGAACAAACUUCAAUAAAAAUUGAGUGUUGUGAUGAGUCUAGUCAGAAUUUGUAUAGCUAUAAUAAUCUAGAUACAGACAAUGAUAAUACAUUAAUUAACAUUUCAGCCCAAGAUGAAAAUACUAAACAAAGUGACGUAGAACAAACGAUUACACGAAUAAUGGAACAUGGAUAUUGCAAAACAGUAUAUGAAAGAUCAAAGCAGACUGUGAGUUUGACUGAUAGGUUUUAUUUUCGACAAAAUAUCAUAUUCAAUAUGUUAUCUGCAGAUAAUAUAAUAAGCUUGCUUAACCUGAAAAAAAGCAUAAUAGAAACUGAAAAAGAAAAUCCAAAGUUUAUUGGAACCCUUGAUAUUAAAACAUUAAUUAAAAUUAUUGGUUAUUUUGAAAAACUGGGUAAACUUAAAUCUGUUCAAUAUCAAGUUACUUAUGAUACAAAAACUGUGAAUCAAUCAUUUAUAGGAACUCCUAGUGUUGAUUUUACGACCCCAGAAGCCAUUUCAUACAUGAAUAGUUUCUUAAAUAGAUUUAAUAACACUAUGAAAGCAACUAGAGCUGACAAAAAAUGGAACCUAAUAGUAUACAAAUCCCCAGAGCCAAAAAUUAAUAUAUCAGAACUUAAGCUUCCAAGGUUUAUGAAAAUGAGAUCAUUGCAUGAGUAUCUAUAUUAUUUAGUUUAUGAUCAUCCAGGUGAAAGUUUAUUAAAUACAUGUAAUGAAACUGAGGCAACUGUCACAAGCUAUAGAAAUGAUAUUAUUCAAGGAGAAAAAGCUCAACUACCAAAAGUUUACUUUCCCACGGUCGGUUGGAAAAUGUUUGUUCCGCCCUUACCAAAAUAUCCAAAAUAUCCUGAUGGUUGGUUUUUUGUGAGUGACAUUAUUCAUCAUAUGCCCUUAGAUCUGAUGUUAAAAAUUGUAAAUUUUAACAAAUCUAAGGUAAAUCUUGACAAACUUGUCACAUAUGCCACACAUCCUGUGUUCAAAUACUUACCUUUGAUGACACUUUCAUCUGAAGUACGUAGUACUUUAUCUCAAGGAUUAAAAAAACACAUUCGACAUACUUUAAAUGUAUUACGCCUACUUUGUACAAUUGGCUUAAUACAGUUUGGUCAAAAAACAUACAAAGAUACUGAAUUGAUUUAUGCAUACUUGAAUAGACGAGCAAGUUUGUUGAAUACUGUGAAAAGUAGCCCCAGCUAUUAUAGAAUAUCUGAUAUGGACUAUGAAAAACGUUCUUAUGAAUUUUUCAGCAAUUAUGAAUUAGAAACAUUUUGGUUAGAUACUUGGUACUUUUGUACAAAUACGCCAUUAGGGUAUAGGAUUUCAAAUGCUUUGAAUAAACCUAAACGAAGGGAAAUUAUUGAAAGAAGUAAAAUAGCCAUAGAUCUAGCUUGUUCUCCUAUAGGUCCAUUAGAAGCUGUGUCCCAAGAUGAUGGUACAAUACCUGGUGACAGUAAAGGAGCAGCUGGAUUUGACAGUCAUUUAUUUGCGCACCUUGCUCGCAAUUGGAGCUUAAAAAAAAAAUCUAUAAUGUCAGCAUCUAGAAGAAAAACCAAACUUAAUCUUUUAUUAAUGCAGAGAACAAAAAAACAUAGAGCAAAAGAAAAGAAAAAAUCAGAAAUGACUAAAAAUCAGUUGUAUACAAUGAGAUUUAAGUGGACAGCAGUUGAGGAUCAAGUACUUUUAUUUUGGAAAUUGGGUGCAAUGCUCAUAAAACAAGUUAAAUCACAUGCGUUUCUUUCUUAUGGUAUUAAAGAUGUGUUCAAAUCAAUAUUUGGAAAAUAUUAUCGUUCUAAAAGUAUUGAUAACUAUUUGAGACGAAUACGGUAUUUAAUGCGACAUUCGUCUAUAGAAACUAAUGUAAAUACUUUGUACAAGGAAUUGAAGAAUGAUGAAGAAAUACAAGAAUUAUUCAAAAGGGAUAUUGAGAAACAACAUGAACUGUACAAUACAAAAAAAUAUAAAGCAAUGAGGGAUCUUAUUGUUUCUAACAUUAAACAGUUUAUAGUGUUAUUACGUGAACGUGGUACUACUAUAGACACUACAAGCGUAAUCAAUAAAAGUAAGAAAUCAGCUAUCAUACAACCAGUAGAUGUGGUACAAGAAUCAGAUAUCUAUGUUGCGAAAAUUAGCCAAUUUACACCAGACGUCCUAGAGAUGGAAUUCAAUUAUUCCGAACCUAUUUGCAACCAACUGGACUGUGUACAAGAAAUUGAUUAUAUAUUCACUGUGAAUGAAAUCGCCACAUCAAUUGUCAGUUCACUCAUACACAGUUCAUUGAACAACAAGACUGCGGACCCGAGGAUCUCAUUAUGCUACUUGCAGGCAUUUAAACAGUACCCGGAAGACAUUUUGAGACAGUCCUUUAGCACCCUCAAGGACUCCAGUAUAAUAACAUGCAGCCAAUACCACAAGGAGUCACUACAGAUUUUACUAUCAACUCCACAUAUUAUCCAGUCAAGAACUUAUAAUUAUGGUCCAAAGUUUUAUUCAACAUUAAUUGGCACCAAAGAUGUAGAACGUUACAGAAGUGCGUUUAUUGCAUAUUCAAAUAUCAAAGAAGACCUUUCUGAGCGCAAGAUUUUACUGCUGUAUCCUUCAUGUGGUUUAUGUACAGCUCUUACCAGUAUGUCAUUGACAAAUACUAUAGAUAUUUCCAUCGAGUUUGAUAAAAAGUACUUAGAAUAUAUGCCUGAUGAAAAUUUAGAUAAAGCAUCUAAGUGCUUGAAAAACACUCUAAAACGUAUGAGAAGUCGUCAUUUUGAUUUACUAUCAACCAGUAAUGAUUCAGUUGAAUACAUCAAAAUAAUAACUUCUGUCACUAAACAGUUAAAAAAUUAUGAGGUUAUUUGUAAACUAAAGCAAUCUAUACAAAAUAUAGAAGAAGAAAUUGAUUUAGUAGCGCAAAGUAUUUUCUGUCGACCAACAUUCACACCACAACUUGAAUAUCUCACAACCGGACUAAGUGAAUUAUGCAUGCAAAUUCUCAAAUUUUGUCAUACCAAGGGACAAUGUGGUGCUUCGCAACUAGAAAUCAAAAAAAACUUUGAAGAUUUAUCUCUGUUUGUUCUUACAACGUCUGUGCGAUAUCUGACGGAUAAAGAUCUUUUAUUGAGAGCUGGCAUCGAAACACCAGUAUAUGUGCAUCAUGAAUACUCAGAUUUGUGGCUGGUGAAAAUACCCAGUGAAAAUUGGUCAAGUGCUGUUAAUUAUGAUUCAAUAAUUAUGGAAGAUGAAAAUGUAUCACAUUUAGAGUCAGAUUCUGAAGAUGCAGAUUCAAUACUUCCACCAUUAAAGAGAAUGCGUGAAGAGCAUCCAACAGAAACAAAUACUAAUACCUUUGAUCGCAUUAAAAUUCGUCCUUGGACCCGAUUGAAUUUAACUAUCAACAAAGAACUUUUGGAGAAGUUUUUGAACUCUGUUCUAACUAAAAUAAUUGUCAAACCCGGCAUUUACUUGAAAACCCUGAAAAAAGAUUAUUGCACCAUUUUACAGCCAAUGGUCGUUAGGGAACUUGUAGAAAUGCUUGAAGCUAUGAAGUGUAUAAAAAUGAUUCACGUAAAAAAUAUAUGCAGACCUUCAUUUUUUUCUAAUCCGUCACCUUUAAACCAUAACUUGGUGUUUACUGAUGUGAAGGGAUUGGAAGAUGACUCAUUAAUAAUACUGGAACCAACUCUUGAUUGCGAAAUCAGAUUUGGAUAUUUUUCAAAUAAAUUUGGUGAUUAUGUUAAGUAGAUUAAUAUUAAAUAUUUUUCUUAUCUUAAUAAUAGUUAUUCUUAAUAAAACCCAAAAACAGCAUUUUUUUAAAUGUUUUUUAUUUAUUGACUACUUUUAUAUAAUGUACAAUUUUUUUAGUAAUUAAUAAGAGAUUAGUUUAAGACAUAAAAUAGUUAAAUACAUUUUAUUGUAGAACAUAUUUUAUAAAUAACAAAAUGUAAAGUAAUAACUAAUAACGAUUAAUUAAUCUGUAACUAAAAUUGUAUUUUCUGUGUAUCUUCAUUACUGUUAGGAUAUCCUUUACACAUAAAACUCGAGUCCAAUUAAGUUUAUUUCAAAGGUAAAAGUAUUUAUAAUACAUAUAAAAUUGCUUUAAAAGACUAAGAUUUAGUUACAAAAUAAUGACAAACUCAAAUAAACAUUAUCAAAUUACUAAAAUAAUAUUUUAACAUAGAUCUAUUUACAUUUAUGGAGAAUUUAUAAUAAAAUAUACUUAUUAAAAACAAAUGGUCAACACUAUAGUACAAUAUUAUGUCUUGACACUAGAAGGAGAGUCUAUAAGUUCUGUUUUUUUUUCACUUUCAUUAUAUGUUUUCAUAUACCUUUUCAAUUCUGCUGUAGCUUUGUUAAUC
Aphis gossypii (cotton aphid) is the source of this 6300-nucleotide messenger RNA. Its product is annotated as general transcription factor 3C polypeptide 1. The record is from RefSeq and is a predicted model, not a curated record. The transcript has 32 exons. Bases 533 to 5686 code for a protein of 1717 amino acids. Gene Ontology annotation, cellular component: transcription factor TFIIIC complex. Gene Ontology annotation, molecular function: DNA binding. Gene Ontology annotation, biological process: 5S class rRNA transcription by RNA polymerase III; transcription initiation at RNA polymerase III promoter. Lineage: Eukaryota; Metazoa; Arthropoda; Insecta; Hemiptera; Aphididae.